AUGGGGAAGAAUCAAGGCUACAAGGCUAUGCAGAGAGCUAGAGUUGGAUCUAGCUCCGGCUCCGCCGCGCCGGAUGAGAUCGAAGACGGCAUGGUGGAUGGUUCAUAUCAUACACCAGAGUGGCAUGCUGCUCGUUUGGCUGGUCUCCAGACUACCCACACCAUUACUUGGGAAGAAUAUAAGCAGAAGCAAAAGGACGAAGAAUUGAAAAAGGGUGAACUUGAAGCAGAUACUGAUAAAUUGAUGCGUGAGUAUAGAGCUCAGCUGGAUGCUGAAAGGGCAAUGAAGCUCUCUAAGGGAAGGAACUAUUCUAGCGAGAAAUCCAGAAAAGAUAGGAAGGAAAGAGAUGUCUCAGAUAGAAAGGAGAAAGAUUCGAGGAGAAAGAAAAGCAAAAAGAGAAAGCGUUCAAGAAGGCAUUCUUCUGACUCAAGCUCCUCCUCGAGUUCAUCCUCCGAAUCAUCAAGUAGCGACGAAGAAGAAUCUAGAAGAUCAAGGUCAAGUUCUAAAAGAUCCAAAAGGGAGAAGAAACACAAAUCAAAAGGAAGACACUCAAGCAAGAGAAAAGAUGAGGAUGAUGGCCCUGUGCCUUUAUCUAAAUUCUUUGGCAGCCUUAAGAGUUGA
Messenger RNA from Eruca vesicaria subsp. sativa (arugula), 621 nucleotides. NCBI's taxonomy places the organism in Eukaryota, Viridiplantae, Streptophyta, Magnoliopsida, Brassicales, Brassicaceae. The record is from the annotation of a GenBank genome assembly.